Molecule: messenger RNA, 1161 nt
Organism: Adineta ricciae
Lineage: Eukaryota; Metazoa; Rotifera; Eurotatoria; Adinetida; Adinetidae
Source: the annotation of a GenBank genome assembly
AUGACGUACUUAUGGUAUUCCCAAAAAAAUGAAGGGAUUGAGCAACUAAGUCGCAUUCAACCGUUGACUACUUCGAUGAAAGUUACUUAUAGGAUUGGUAAAGCAGCUGAAAAACUUGGUAUCUCUGAUCGUGUUUCCUUAGUACGAAAAGUAUCAGGGUUGUCUCGUCGAGUAAAAAAUAAAAAAGACGAUGCUGGUGUUAAAAUUGAAGAUAUUCUGAUUGAAAAUGUUCCUGUUCGAAUUGCCCGUCCAAAAAACCAGAAUGGAAACUUACCAGCCAUCGUUUUCUUUCAUGGCGGUGCUUUCUAUAUGGGAUCUGUAGACACGCACAAUUCACUCACAAGUGGCCUCGCAAGAUUAGCAAACGUUGUCGUAGUUUCCGUUGAUUAUCGUCUUGCUCCUGAACAUCCAUUUCCAGCUGGUCUUGAAGACUGUUACACUGUUACCAAGCAUAUUCUUGAACAUGGCAACUCGAGCAAAUUUCGAAUAGAUACAAAUCGUGUCGCCGUUGCUGGUGACUCAGCUGGUGGAAAUUUCGCAGCUGUAAUUGCAAUGCGUUUUGCUAGUCAAACUACCAGUGAACGUAAACCACGUCUUCAGAUUCUUAUUUAUCCUGUAUUACAGUUUGUCGAUAUGAUGCUCCCUUCUUAUAGACAAAAUCAUUUUGAAAUCUUUCCAUACACUGUUGAUCAUACAUUAACAGCUUAUUUUGGCAAGAAGGUUGACAAGUCGAUCUAUGUUAACAAUCACUUGAGUGUGGCACAGAAGAAAAAAUAUCGGAAAUAUGUGGAUUGGUCGUUGAUACCAGCACGAUAUCGGACAGUUUAUCAGAAGCCACUAACAGAUGAGAAGGGAGGCGACCCAAAAUUGAUCGAAAAUGCUGAAUUAGUCCUCAAUCCCGAAGUGUCUCCUUUACUUGCUGAUGAUGAAAGUUUAGCAAAAUUACCAUCUACUUAUUUGUUGAGUGUUGGUCACGAUCGUUUACGCGAUGAAGCAUUCAUCUACGAAGGUCGUCUUAGACAAAAUGGUGUGCCAGUUGUACACAAUCAUUAUAAACAUAUCUUUCACGGAUCAAUUGGUUUUCUACAUGGAGCAUUUGCAUUAGAUAUUGCUAGGAAAAUGCUUAAUGAUGUAGUGAACUACAUCAAUGAAAAUCUAUGA